This is a messenger RNA of Cooperia oncophora, 564 nucleotides long. NCBI's taxonomy places the organism in Eukaryota, Metazoa, Nematoda, Chromadorea, Rhabditida, Trichostrongylidae. The record is from the annotation of a GenBank genome assembly.
CUGAUAUGGACUGCCGUCGAGGGUUUAUUUGACGAAGUUGAUCCGUCAUCUGCUUUCGUCUCAUCUGACCAUCAUCGCAGAGCUCAUCCCUUCGACACCUGCACGCAGUUCACUUGCCAAGGAGGGCAGAUAUGUGUGGAACAGGAUCAAGGCGUAUGUGCGAUGCGGCCGCAAUUGUGCAUUCAUUCGUCACUUGUAUGUAACGGUGUGCAAAAUUGCGUGGAAGGCGAUGACAGUGACGAACAGCAUUGUUACUCCCGUGAGAUCAUCGCCGGUUCACUGGGCGCAUUUCUCGUGCUGAUUUUGAUCAUCUUCAUCUGCGUCUGCUGCGAUCAAUGGCGAAAGCGACGUCGGCUGCGGAAAAUGUUGCGCGAGCGACGAGCUGUCGCCAACGGCAAGACACAGCGGGCGUUCAGACACGACGUCCAUCUGAAUCACGACAUCGGAUUCGAUCGUGCCGAUAUCACCGCCGCUACGUUACGAUAUGCCGCGCACAGCGACGAAAACGACGUCGCUCUGCCGCGAUACAACCGCGGUUUGCCGCCGCGACCGCCCCCUCGGUGA